AUGGACAAAAACGGAGGCCUUCAGCCACCCACUGUCAACGAGCUACUUGCUACCAAGGGAUCACGCCGGUCCGUGGAGCUUGACAAUGUCGGAAACGUGUUCAUCUCCAAAGAAGGCUUAAAUGUGUCUGCAGAAGUCAACCACGAGGGUUUGGUAGACAUUCACUUGAUUGACAAAGUUCACAAGUUUACCAAACACCUACAGAAAGAUCGGAAACCGCUAUGGAGUAUCCCUACACACACCAAUCAUCUAAAUCACAAUGAGGACUACGAGAAGAAAUUCAAACAUAUUCUGACAAAGUACACUGGAGUCACACGUUUGAAUAUUGCGAUCCAUAUUGUUGGCUCUCGAGGAGAUGUGCAGCCAUUCAUCGCCAUUGGACAAAUACUCACCAAGCCACCCUAUGGACACCGCGUGAGAAUUUGUACACAUCCAGUGUUCAAGGAUUUUGUGGAAGAGAACGGACUAGAAUUUUUCUCUAUUGGUGGCGACCCUAGCUCUCUAAUGGCUUACAUGGUAAAGAAUCCGGGUUUGCUUCCGGGGAAAGAAAGUUGGAAGUCAGGAGAUGUAGGCAAACGUCGAGCGGAGUUUUCAGUUAUCCUCGAAGGUUGCUGGAGAAGCUGUAUUGAAUCUGGAAAUGGAAUGGAGGAGGAUAAAGAAAAGACUUCUGAUAACGGCACAGAUACUCAAAGUGAAGAUGCCCAAAAUGCGGAAGCAGAUAGGGCUUUUAUUGCAGAUGUUAUCAUUGCAAAUCCACCCAGCUAUGGUCAUAUCCAUUGCGCAGAGAAGCUGGGAAUUCCACUUCACAUAAUGUUUACUAUGCCGUGGUCGCCGACACAAUACUUUCCACAUCCCCUAGCAUCGAUACAAGGAAAUAAAGCAGAUCCAAAACUGGCUAAUUACAUGUCAUAUACGAUCAUGGAGCUUCUAGCAUGGCAAGGACUUGGGGAUAUCAUCAACGGUUUCCGUAUGAAGACACUGCAUCUGGACGCUAUCAGCCCUCUCUGGGGCCAUAUGUUGCUCUCAAGAAUGAAAAUUCCAUUUACUUACACCUGGUCAUCGGCCCUUAUUCCGAAACCUGUGGACUGGGGUUCCCAUAUCAACAUCACCGGUUUCCCCUUCCUCAAAAUUGGAUCAGACUAUACUUCACCAAAGGAUCUUGCAGACUUUUUAGCAGGAGGACCACCCCCUGUCUACAUCGGCUUUGGCUCAAUUGUCGUCGAUAAUCCCGAAGAGCUCACAAGAAUAAUUUUUGGCGCCGUUAAGAGAGCUGGUGUUCGUGCUCUUGUAUCUCAGGGAUGGGGUGGACUUGGUGGAAAGGAUGUUCCUGAAAACAUCUUCUUACUAGGAAACUGUCCACAUGAUUGGUUAUUUCAGCAUGUUUCCUGCGUCGUUCAUCAUGGCGGAGCUGGUACCACUGCAAUCGGUAUCGCCAUGGGUAGACCGACCAUUGUGAUUCCAUUCUUUGGCGACCAGCCGUUCUGGGGUUCAAUGAUUCACCGAGCCAAUGCUGGGCCGGAACCUGUGCCGUUUAAGUCUUUGACGGAAGAAAAGUUGGCUGAGAGUAUCAUAAAAGCACUCCAACCUGACAUUCAAGCAUCGGUCCUAAAAUUGAGUGCCAAGAUUGCAGGGGAAAGUGGAAACGAGGCCGCAGCUGCUUCGUUCCAUAAUUCGAUCUCGUAUGACUCAAUGCGUUGUCUGCUUCGUCCUGAGGAUGUGGCUAUCUGGAGGGUGAAGAAGACAAAUAUCAGACUAGGUUUCUUAGCUGCUACCACUUUGGUCGACAAUAAGAUCAUCUCUCUGCGCGAUCUCACAAUGCAUCGACAUCAAGAGUGGCACAUUGACGAGGGAGCCGCAGGUCCUGUUAUGGGCUUCCUUGCAUUCGUAUCCGAUACAGUCGUGAAAACAUGGGACAGUGUACACAGCUAUGCUCGCGACAUCUCCAGGACUAUUCACAGAAAAUCCGAACCCCAGGGUCCUAUCAUCCCAAUGACCGAACGACGCUCAUUCGAGCAAGAUUACCCAGAGAACGGGACGGUUUUCUCUCAACCGGUAACAGCAGCAUUGUCUUAUUCACCUAACCAUCUUGAACGAGUGGCAUACAGAAUGGUAUCAGGGACACUACCGGACUUUAGUAAUAGUUCGAAGUAUAGAAAGACUCCACGGAUUACAAGAACGAAUACAUUCAGGUCUCUUCUGAAGAAAAACAAGGGGAAACAUCGUAGCAAAGUGGAAGAAUUUGGCUCCGAGACUGCGCAUUUCGCUUAUUCCGUGUUACGUACCGGACUUCACGGUCUAGCACCGGUUGCCCUGUUCUAUAAUCUGGCCAAUGGGUUCCACAAUGCCCCCAAUUUUAUUCUGAAGGAUGAGACAGUAAGGAAAAGAGGGAAGAUUACUGGACUUAGGAGUGGCAUCAAGGUAGCCGGCAAGAGCUCUUUCCUCAACCUAUACGAUGCCGUGACAGGUCUCGUAAUACAUCCAUAUCGGGACACCCGAGAAUACGGAGUUGAGGGCAUCGGAAAGGGAAUCGGACGAGGUAUAGGAGGCUUGUUUUUUAAGUCCAUCGCCGCCGCCUUUGGUCUACCUGGAUAUUGUUUGAAAGGUCUAGAAAAGCAAAUUGAGAAGCGAGACGAUAGGGAUCUGAGAGCACAAAUUUUGCAAGUGAGAAUCAUUCAGGGUCUUGCUGCGUAUAGGCGUGCCAGUGAGGAGGAUAAGCAGGAGAUUUUGAGGAGGUGGAAUGAAGCUGUUGCUGCGGAAUCUGGAUAA
This is a messenger RNA of Talaromyces stipitatus ATCC 10500, 2766 nucleotides long. RefSeq lists its product as uncharacterized. Gene Ontology annotation, molecular function: hexosyltransferase activity; UDP-glycosyltransferase activity. Bases 1 to 2766 code for a protein of 921 amino acids. The transcript is spliced from 7 exons. The record is from RefSeq and is a predicted model, not a curated record. Gene Ontology annotation, biological process: carbohydrate metabolic process. NCBI's taxonomy places the organism in Eukaryota, Fungi, Ascomycota, Eurotiomycetes, Eurotiales, Trichocomaceae.